GCCGAACACAACAACAAUUUAAUCAUGGCUGCCAUACUGACUUGCCUGGUUAAAACUUUUCAGUGGAUACCCGUUUUAUUUAUCAACGCAGUUAUCAUUUGGUCAUACUACGCUUAUGUUGUAAUUCUAUGUUUCGGUAAGAGCACUAAUUUCGUACUUGCUUCUUCCCGUUUUCGGAAAUCGUCAAAUUUGUGACUUGAUCCUUCAACACUGUUCAACUGCCGGAUCUGUCGUUUUCUGCAGUCUUGAGUAUCUUCAGCUUCCUGAUCUCUAACCCAAUGCGCCUUCUUUUUUUUCAGAGAGUGUUCAGUCUGUAUAUGAGCGAGGUAGGUUUAAAAACAUAUUCAAUGUAACAUCUGUGUACGUUCACAAGUUUCGAAAUCAAGGCCUUAAUUCCUUUGUGUCACGGUGAUUAAGCCGUUCAUAGUAGUUUUAUUUUUUUUCUACAACUCAUAGACUGCACUGACCAUUUUUUUCAGCUGUGUAUUUGAUGUUCUAUCACCCUUUCUUUGUGAUGCUGAUGAUAUCUUAUUGGCGGACGAUAUGCACAUCAUCCGGUUUUGUUCCUUCUCAGGUGUGUUAUGAAAUAAUAUUGUACCAACCUUGGAAAUUAAAAAUAAGCUACAAUUAGCCUGUCUUUAAACUAAGUUUUCUCUUUAUAUUUUGUUCUGAUAAUGAACUACAGCCGCAUAGUAAUAGGGCGAUUGAUCAGAGGCGUCAAUACUGUCUAUAAAGUCUAUAAAGGGUAGGAUUAAGUAUUAUUACUUUUAUCAUUCUUGCAAAUAGCAACUGUAAUAUCUGUAAUGUCUCAAUUAUUACAAUUUCUUAGAAAGAAGUCAGUUAUGGUAAACAUUUUUUCCUUGUCCAGUCAGCUAUAUCCAUUUGCUUUUGUUUUUUCAUCUAUAUUAAUCUUGAAUGAAGAACCCAGGCAGAUGCAUGUAGAUGUUGUAAGUUAAUUUGCUUCUUGGGUCGAUCUGUUUUUGACCAAGUUUUAUUCUCAAUUUGCUUUGUCUCCUACCUUAAAUAUUCAUGAAUUAGGGCUUGGAGACUAAGGAAAUUUAGAAUCAACUCACUGAUCAUAGUUAUUUACUACCUUGUACACACUGUUUCAUUUUCAUUUUACUGGAAUUUGGGUGGAUCUGCUAAAGCACAAGUAUGUUUGUCUGUUGCUGAUUUUUACUUUCAUGUUAUCAAAAAUGAAAUCCAAAGGAGUCAGUGAAUUAUGGUUAAAACUCUAUAAAGAGGGCAGUUACCAGACUCUGACAAAAUUGUCGGUAAAUUGUUAUAAAAAUAACAUCUAUGUAUUAAUUGUCGGACACAUAAGAAGGGAUGGUUGCCACCCCGCCUCUGAGGUUUUUCUGAGUUUUUUCCUAGAUGAUAAAACAUCAGCACCUGACAUUUUCAGAAGCUGUUCCUUUAUCCCUCACGGGCAGUUUGAGACAAGUUUAGUGAUUGUCAGUUACUAUGGGUAGGACAGAUCAAUGUCAGUUGUCCCUGUUCAAACGAAAACCUGACAUUUUUAAGAAAUUCACAAAGAUACAUAUGGGCCAUUAUUCAUUGAUGAGUUACACCACACUUGUUUUUUGCUUUAGGAGGGAAAAGGGUGGCGGGAAGCAGUUUGUUUGCUACUUAUAUAGAGCCAGGAAUUGAGGGCCGGAAACUACAUUUAAAAAUCUGUUCCCAGAAUACUCUUCUUGAGUCUUCUGGUUGUUAGCCUGCAAAUGCAGCCAUAUUUCUGGCCGUCACAAGGCGUCUGCUCAUGCAGGCUAGGUGGUUGUACUGCGGUAAAAAAAAUUCUUUUUUUUUCAGUUUUUCUUGUCCAGAGCAGACAGAGAAGCAUUGGAUAAUGGGGUAUGUAGUUAAGUGUAGUUUUGUUUUGUUGGCUUAUCAGGUUCUUAAUAGAAUGGAUGCUGAAAAGCUAAUUCUGUUUUAGUGGUCAAGACAAUCAGUCAAUCAAUUAGUGUAAUUUCAUCCACAGCUUGGAAAAAUCCAGGAUGGUGUAAUAAAAAGUAUCACAAGAUGGUGCUGCCUAAAAAUGCAGCUUUUAUUUAAAUUGUCACACUUUAGGAUUUCAUCCACAAACUCAGAAGUAAGGACCACCCUAGCAUAAUCCAGUAUUAAUAAUGAUAUACGGUGCAACAUGACAUGAGGAGUAGUAGGCAUCCGUCAGUCUUCGAGAUCCUGGAUUUGCACACUGGUCAAGCUGGGUUUAACAGUGUGUUCUGUGGUUGCACAGUCCGAUGUGGGCUACAGUGGCAGUCUCUUCUCACUGCAAUGUGAGCAGAUGGUUGUUGUUGGUUCUCUCCUUUGUUCCGAGAGGUUUUUGUCCAGGUACUCCAGUUUUUCCCUCUCCUCAAAAAUGAACAUUUCCAAAUUCCCAUUCGACCAGGAAUCAGGUAGACGAAGAACCACUUUGUGGAUGUGCUACCUUCAAAUUAUUAUUUAUUUAUUUAUUUAUUUGUAGUUGGUAGUGUCUCUUUGGAGUUCUUUAUCUUUCCUGCAUUGUCUCUGCAUUGUUCUCUUUCCUGCAGUGUCUCUACAUCUGAUAUGCCUUCUCAGCCAAUGACACAGGAGAGAAUGGCUCCAAAUAUAGACUGAAACAUUACUUUAAAAAUGCAUCAAUAACAUUCCUUGACAUAAACAAAGCUAUGCAGCUGAGAUGUACUUGAUUUGAAAUUAUAUUUGUGGAAUUUUUUGUAGGACCCUAAAGAGGUUCUAGAAAAAGUAUCAAGAAAGCUUCCAGUAAUGACAAAAACUCUAUCAGGAGGUAAGAAAUAUGUUAUUUACCAAUAGCUUGUGCUAAAAACUGUUGCAUACCUGUAUGAUCAUAGGAAUUUUGAAUGGGAAUGCAUUUUGUGUGUGAGAAGAGUGAACUGUUAACCCUGUGAUGCCUCUGUGAUGCUGUAGCAUCACGUCAAUGUUGUCCGAAUAACAAUAGUGAACUUAUGCAACAGGACGGGAGAGAAAAGAAGGCGGCAAAUCUUUUUUGACAAUCGUCACAAUAAUUUUGUGAUGAGCAUAGGAGGCAUGGGUUAGUAGGAUUGUCUGGGGGCAUUCCCUAGAAAAUUGUACAAUCUAGAGGCUCAGAAAUGGUAUUUUCAACCUUCUUCAUGAGAUAUUUCUUAAAAAAUGCUCAACCUGGAUAAAGUGUGAAAUGACAAGUACAUCUAGUGCUUACAGCAAUAUCAUGGAGGUUUUGUAAACUUGACACAUAUUUCUCAGCUUUCUAUAUGUCCCGCCCUUAGUACACUGGCCUGUGUUUUUAGACAAACUUCCGUUGGGGGGGGAGGAAGCGCACGCUGGGAAAAUGUUAAAAACACGUAAACACAAAAUGUUUCCGACAGUUUUUGUCUAAGUUUUUGUAAAAUAAAGCAAGUUUGAUUCAAGCAAUGGUUUCAUGUAGUGAAUACGGUCUUUUUUGUAGUAAUUUACUUCUUUUCUCGGAUAACUGGUUCAAGCAUUUAAUCAAACUAAUGUUAAUGGGAGUAGUAUGUUAUUCAGUGAGAAAUUCAUAUGAACCUCGUACUAAAACAAACACAAAAUGUUUCCUCUACAAAAGUGGAGGGCUGUACCGCCCUUUUCCCCCCCUCCCCCAUCAGCCUCUCCAGCUUCGCUGUUCCUCUCAGUGAAACAUAAAUUCUGUGCGUCUCCUUUGAAUAAUAAUAAUUAGGACUAGGAAACGGAGGAAAUCCUGAUUAUCAUACUAAGUUGAAAUGCUAGUCUAACCUGAAAAUGGAUUUGACCUACAAGCGUAUAUACAUGCACUGCAUGAAGAGGAUAUUAUUUUGUGGCAAGUCAAACACACAUUUAAGUUUGGCAUAACCAAAAUCUGGGAAGAGAUUCCUGCUAACGCAAAAACACUCAGCCACUACCAGUUCAAAAAACAAUUCAAACUAAUUCUGCUUAACCCUCAAAGUUAACUACAUAUAAAAUGACCGCCAUCAUCGUGCAUAUUUGCCAUGGCACCUAGCGUACAUAUUAAGUAUUUUCUUUUUAUAAUCCAGCGGUGGUUAGCUUGAAAGCUGAGCUCCUCUGGCUGACGGCCAUACACUUCUACCAAAGCCAUUAGUGUCUCUUAUUUGUUAUUUCAUUCCCACUUUACUAUAUACUGUGUAAAUAACAUAUACAAGUGUGAAAAACCUAAACUGAACUGAUCUUGGUUACUUUUAUUCCAGCUGCUAGAUAUUGUGAUGUAUGUCAAGCUAUAAAACCCGAUCGAUGCCAUCACUGUUCUAUGUGUAGAAAGUAAGUUGGGCUUUGCUCAGGAACUACUGUUUCAAUUUAUACAGAACGUGAUGUUACUGUACCAGUGAAGCAUGUGGUGUACUUUUUUGGACAUUUAGGUUGCUUUGUUGUUUUUCGGUGUUUUGAGAUACCUUAACAUUGCAAUUCUUUACCCAUAAAUGCCUAACAUUUUUUAAAUAACACAAAACUCAGGCUAUUCGUACAAUUUCCAAACUAAAGCUCCUUUAAGUAGGUAAGCCAAAACCAGCCGGAUAGAUACCUACUGCUUGCAACAAUUUUUUGGUUUAUAUAUAAGUUGGUUAAUUAUUGUAAUGGAUAUAUUAACAACUUUCAAUAAACAGAAAACAUGAUUAUGCAAACUUCAUUAAUUACUACAUAUUCAUUUGUAAUUUGUUACAGGUGUAUUCUAAAAAUGGACCAUCACUGUCCUUGGGUGAAUAACUGUGUAGGGUUCACAAACUACAAGUUUUUCCUUCUGUUUCUGUUUUACGCCAUUCUCUACACACUCUAUGUCACAGGAACAGUAACUAAGUACUUUGUGGCAUUUUGGAAUGUGAGUUUAUGAUAAUUAUAAUUAUUAUUGUAUUGAUAUUAAAUUCAGUUUUGUCCAAGUUACCGUACUGGAGAAUUAAAGCAACCACUGUUGCCAUGAAUGGAACAAAAAUAGUGAACUUUAAUGGACUAGACAAAAAUUAUUGGAUAAAAUCAGUUAUAUGUGGAAAAACACAAGCCCAUCUCUGUUUGUUUGCUUGUUUGUUUUGUUUUAGUAUUUCAAGCACUUAUGAUGUUAUUACUUUGUAUUGCAGAACACAUUAGAGGGAGAUGGCAAAUUACACAUCCUGUUUCUAUUUUUUGUUGCUCUCAUGUUUUUUAUUAGUCUUUGGUCCCUGUUUGGCUAUCAUUUAUAUCUAACUGGAAAUAACAAGACAACAUUGGGUAAGUUCUAUCAGCCUGCAGAACACUGCAUUACUUAUUUAACAUUUGUAGCUGUGAAGAACUUGCUGGGUUAGCGGCAAACUGGCGCACAGUGUUUUUUUAACGUUGGAACCUUGGAGAAAAUAACCAAGAGGAAGAGAAAAAAGUAGCUGAUGUGUGUAAAGCAAGGUGAAGGGAAGACCAGUGGUGGUUACUAUUUACACAAACCACCUGGGUGGAUAGUCUGAAUUUCAGACGAUUGCUUUGAGUUAUUUUUACUCCCUCAGCAGCUUAUGGAGUAAAAGCAACUCGAAGUAAUCGUCUGAAAUUCAGGCUACCGGGUGGAAAUCUUGUGCUUAAAUAAAACUAUAAAAUUUCAUGUGGUGGGAGAAUGAACCACUACAAAGUAUAUCUAAAUCAGCGGAACAGACUCAAAAGAGAAGAAAAAUUGCAUCACCUCAAAAGACAGCCCAUAUUUUAGUUUCACAAAUGGAAUGGCAUGAACCAUUUGAUUUCCAGGUGAAAUUUCCAGUUUUCUCUUUUAAAUGUUGAGUAUGGUACUCCAGAUUUCUUAGAAGCGGCGAUCCUUGGGACUGGGUGAAAGUCUUAACUUCUCAUAGUGUUCUUUCCUUUUGUAAGGAACUUUGCUUCACUUUAUUAGGAAAGCGAUAUAAUCACAAAAUGCACUGUAGAGUUUAAAAAAAAAAAAAAAUCAAUGACAUGGAAGCUUUGGGGAGUGGUGAUGUUUUACAUACACCAUAAGCAUAAAUAUUAUAUAUAAAAUUUUUUUCAUUCUUUUUUUAUGUUCACAGAAUCAUUUAGAGUUCCUCAUUUUUAUUAUGGCCCUGACAAAAAUGGCUUUAGUCUGGGUUCUGUCAUGAAGAAUGCUGAACAAGUUUUGGGGCUCAAUAGGUGGUAUUGGUUUUUACCUGUCUACACCAGGUAAGAUUUUUCUGUAGUUUACUGAAAUCAUCUUUAAGUAGCUAUGUAAGAGUGUCUGCAUCUUUAAGAAUUGGUUAAAUCCAUUUUUAUCUCUUCCAUCCUAAACCAUCUGUAUUGCAUGUAGGCAGACUUGCCAACCCUCAAGAGGAAAAAAUCUUGAGGUUGGGAAAAGUAGUGCAAGGUGGGAAAAAGUCAUGAGAUGUCCUAAUUAUCCCUAGUGAAAGGAUUUCCAGCAGGGAUUAUGGGUAUUAGAAGUCAUGUAUCAUUUUUAAGUGGGAAAAUCAUGAUCAAUCCUCUUUGUUGCUGCUGACAUGGACACUUUUGUUGACAACCAUCUUGAAAUGAGAGAUUAUGUAGGUUUAUUUUUUAGCAGUGAGUUUGCACAUGUGGUGGCAGUGAAACGUCACUGUAGAGUUUUAGAGUUGGCUGAAGAAUAAAAACAAUGCACCAAGUUGGCAAAUCACACGUUUACUAAUCAAAUGCGACUGCGAGGCAUUUUCUUUAAAUUUAGUUUGCUGUCUAACUUAGAUAUGAACCCUACAGAGGCUUCAAAUUUUUUGUAGUGUGACUUUUGGAGAAAGCAUGAGAAAUCAGUUGUCAACUCAUGAGAGUGUAAGAUAAGGUUUGAAUUCGUGAGACUUGGCAAGUCUGUAUUAGGUGUUAAAGGGAUUACUAAAUCAUUUAUUUGACAGUAUCGGAGAUGGAGUCCGCUUUCCAAUCAUAAACCAGCCAGAGGAAGAUUCGCUAUUAAAUGCCCAGCACCGCUGGUUGGAGGAAGGGGAACUAGAUGGACAUGAAGAUCAACAGUAUGAAAACAAAGAGGAUUCAUCAGCAAACAGCUUGGAUGUAUCUACAGCAGAACUGGUAAAUGAGAAUGAAGUUGAAACUCAGAUGCCCAACAGAGCCCGACCAGAUGUAGUAGCAGUUCAGGAAUAUGAGGAAGUCAAAGACGGAACAUCCACCCUGUAAUACAGUAUUAAUCAAUGCACUCAAGAGAGUCACUCAAGUUUCCUUGUGACCAGAAGCUAGCAGAGUUUUCUGCUUGUUUCUGAGAGGAUUUUUGUGCGGGAUUGGUAAAGAAAAUGACAGGA
This is a messenger RNA of Porites lobata, 7193 nucleotides long. The record is from the annotation of a GenBank genome assembly. NCBI's taxonomy places the organism in Eukaryota, Metazoa, Cnidaria, Anthozoa, Scleractinia, Poritidae.